Kockovaella imperatae is the source of this 1637-nucleotide messenger RNA. Its product is annotated as Gti1/Pac2 family-domain-containing protein. The record is from RefSeq and is a predicted model, not a curated record. Lineage: Eukaryota; Fungi; Basidiomycota; Tremellomycetes; Tremellales; Cuniculitremaceae. The coding region runs from base 295 to 1461 and encodes 388 amino acids. Gene Ontology annotation, molecular function: DNA binding. The transcript is spliced from 5 exons.
CAGAAAUUUUGAUUAUUGCUCACCACUCUGUUCGCUGCUCUCUCGCUCACAACUCCUCCGGGGGCGUGUUUUCUCUUUUUAUAGCACAGUCAUUCUCUCAACCACCCACCCACUCACCCACCCACCCACCUGCACUCCCCUCACUUUGUUAUCCGAUACCCGUGGAGGGGAAUUUUUGGUUAUUCUGACUUUGGGACAUCUCAGUAAAACAGCAGUGGAUUGAACAACACACCUCGUUCCCUCCUCCACCCUGCUCCACCUCACUCUCCCCCUCUCCUCCCCUCCUCCUUCACUAUGUCCUAUGCAUCCGCAUCGACCCAGCAGCCAGCAGCUAUCUGUGCGCUCAAAUCUCCAGCCGAUGCAAUUCACAUCCUGGAAGCUGUUCGGGUCGGAUUGGUCCCUAGAGUCACUCGCCGUCUCACAGGGCAAGAGAGGUCCAUGAUAAGACCAGGGACCGUCUGGGUAUGGGAAGAAGAGGAGACCAACAUGAGACGGUGGACUGACGGCAGACGAUGGGGAGCGUCCAGAGUUGGCGGCGGUGGAUUCUUGGUGUAUACCGAAACAAACGAAAACAUGUCACCGCCCACAUCUCACGACAUGUAUGGCGAUUAUCGACGGAGCGCGAGAGAGCCAUUGAUCAAGCAGACGUAUUCGACGACCAUGUCGAAUCCAGCGACGAGAAAGCAGAAGAAAUUCCAUGUGGUCGCGUACUCGUCAAAGCACAAUCCUCAAGGGGACGCUCACAACCCUCUGCCCCUGCCACAUCAACUCCCACUCCUCGCUUCACUCACCAUCACACCUGGCAUCUGGCCCGAAUGGGAGCAUCGUCGAGACGAAGCUUCGCCCACUGCCUCCACCUCUCGUCGAGGUGCCCCUCCUCAAUCAUAUCCUCAGCCUAGCCCUUACGAAUACCCUCAACAACCUCCGCCCAGACCACAGGAAAGGUAUCACCCGUAUCAUGAUGCACGUGGUCCCCGAUCUCCCUUUCAACAGGCUCAAAUAGCCAGUGUCGCCGUACCACCACCGUUGCCGACCGACGGAUGGGUUCAAGAUAGAGGAUAUGUCUAUCCUGAAUAUCCUCCACGAGGUCCUGCCGCAGUCGGCUACGAGGACUACAGGCAUCAUUCCAGAUCUCCCGAUCGGAGAACAUAUCAGUCGCACUCGAGGCAAGAAUCAGCACCCUUGGUCUCACAGGGAGUUCCGCAACCCGUCGUGGCCGUCGCAGCAGCUGCAGCGGCAGACGAGUUCGGUAUGACAAACCGUCAUUCGUCUCCUAAAAUGUCCAUUGGCAAUUCGCUCAACCACCGUGAAGUCACCCUUCCACCUCUACGCGCGGCCAUUGAAGGCGAUGGCGGCGCGGAUGUCGUUACGAAUGGUGCGGGAUUGGGAGGUGCAGACGGGACGAGCCCGAGUGAAGACAAGCGACAAUUGGAUGAACUGGGAAGAAAGAUUGAUCCGUGAUCUGGUCGCAAGAAACGCUUAGAAGGUAUAGAGGUGGUGCGUUCGGCAAAACUGUAUUCGUAGACAGACGACGUAGCAUGAGAGGGGUUUCACAGGGGCUGCCCUGUAAUGCUUGGAGCCAUAUUCAAACAAAAGGUCAACAUUUGACCACGAACAUGCAUGACCGACACACGAGG